CUCGAACCAACCCGCAAGUGACACACACACACAAACACACACUGCGUUCCACGUUCGCACCCCGUGCGUCAGCUCGGAGUCACCUCUUGCCGUUCUCUCUGUGCAAGUGACCUUCAAUUCCUCAAGGUCUUGGUUACUUGAAGAAUCAUGGCAACGCGGUGUGGACCUCGACUCAGCUACUACCACAAUCUGCUGCGACGCACCGUCCUUCAGUACCAGGACCCCGUGACGGGACUGAUACCGUCGCAGAAGUACGAGAACCACGCCUGGGUGCGCGACAACGUGUACGGCGCGCUCGCGAUCUGGGCCCUGUCGCUGGCCUACCGCAAGAAGACCGAGCUGGACGAGGACCGAGCCCGCACCUACGAGCUGGAGCGGCGCUGCGUCAAGGUGAUGCGCGGACUGCUCCUGGCCAUGAUGCAGCAGAUGGACAAGGUCGAACGCUUCAAGGAGACGCACAGCCCGAUGGACUCCCUGCACGCCAAGUACAACUCCACCUCGGGGGCCACCUGCGUCGGCGACGACCAGUGGGGGCACCUGCAGCUCGACGCGACGUCCCUGUUCCUGCUCGCGCUUGCCCAGUUCACGGCGUCCGGCCUGCAGGUCGUGUACAACCUCGACGAGGUGGCGUUCGUGCAGAACCUCGUCUUCUACAUCGAGGAGGCCUACUGCACGCCGGACUACGGCAUCUGGGAGCGAGGCGACAAGACGAACCGCGGCAUACGCGAGCUCAACUCGAGCUCCGUGGGGCUGGCCAAGGCAGCGCUCGAGGCGCUCAACGAGCUCGACCUGUUCGGCGGUCACGGCGGUCACUCGUCGGUGGUGCACGUCCUGUCGGACGAGGCGCAGGAGUGCGACGCCGUUCUCACGUCGAUGCUGCCGCGCGAGUCCAGCUCCAAGGAGGUGGACGCGUCGCUCAUCGCCAUCAUCAGCUUCCCAGCGUUUGCCGUCACCGACGAGGAGCUCAUCGAACUCACGCGCCGCACCAUCGUCGACAAGCUGAACGGCCAGUACGGCAUGAAGCGCUUCCUGCGCGACGGCUACAAAACGGCGCGCGAGGACCGCAGCCGGCUCUACUACGAGCCGUGGGAGCUGCAGGGUUUCGAGGACAUCGAGUGCGAGUGGCCGCUCUUCUACUGCUACAUGAUGAUCGACGCCUGCUACUGUGGCGACCGCAACACGAUGGACGAGUACAGCGAGAUGCUGGAGCGGGUCUGCAUCCGCACCGACGACGGUCUGCGCCUGAUACCGGAGGUGUACGUCGUGCAUCCGGACAGGGUGAACAGGGAGAAGCAGGAGCCGCACAGCGAGCCCCGUCUGCCCGCCGGACAGAUCCCGUUCCUGUGGGCCCAGUCGCUGUACAUCGUGGCCCACCUCCUGCACGACGAGUACGUCAGCCCGGGCGAGAUGGAUCCCCUCAACAGGCGCCUGGGCAUGAUCAAGAGUCCCGACGUCGUCGUUCAGAUUGCACUUCUGGCUGAGAAUUCUGCGAUGCAGGAGAAGUAUUACAGCCUGUGCCCCGGAAUACAGAAGCUGAGUGAGGUGAACCUGAUGGAGAUACAUCCGGCCAGGAUCUUGGGCCAACUGUACACCUACCUGGGCCGCAACCGCAAGCUGGGCCUCACUGGACGGAUGGGCAGCGAAGUCGGCCUGCUGGCCACCAGCAAGCUGUACAGCCUCCGGAAUGAACUGUUCGUCUUCACGCCCCAGAACCUCGACAGCGAGGAGUUUCACCUCGUCAACGACGUCGACCUGUUUGUCAGCACGCUACGCUCGGACAUCGCGGUGCUUCGCUCGCACUGGCACAUGCUGGGCCGACCCACGAUGGUCGUCAUCCUCAGGCAGCGACAGCUGCACAACGACGAGGUGCCACUUUCGCUGCGGCAGACCAUAAAGAAGCUGCACAGCGGCUACAUCAACGGCGCGCGCGUCUGCCUGGGAAGGCUCAGCGACUUUCUGAACACCUCGUGCAUCGCCAGCCUCGACUUCCUGGGCAACACCGAGGACGGCGAGCCGGAAGUCCUGCCGCCCGUUAUCCAGGAGUAUUUGGAGCGCAAGGACCGCCAAACGGCGACCAUGCGGGCCGGUUACGUGCCGAGCCAUAUUUUCUCAAAAGCACCGAGAAGCAUGUCGCGCCGCAAGUCCACAGUCACUGGCAUGAUACGACGGAGCCGUUCCAUCGCCGGACCGGAGCACAUGGCUGCCGAUAGCGACCACGCCGGGGCGCCGCCAGCGCACGAGUUGAGAGAGCCUUCUCACCUAAUGUCCCGGCGAGCAAGCUCCGUCGAGGUGUCGCUGUCGCCGCCGCCACCGCACAAGGGCUCCUCCGAGCUGCACUUGGACCAGGUGGCGGAGCAAGAGCUUCUCGUGACGCUGCGGCAGACCGACUCGCUCGAGGAGCAGGGAGACAUCCUCCACUACCUGGCCAUGCGCAAGGGUCUCUCCUGGGACACCGGCCUCGGCAAGCCGCACUCGACGAUCACCGUCCGCAACCUGUUCCAGGAGUUCUACGAACACGCGGUGGACGAGCGCAAGUGGGCGCUCGUGCGACACUUUGCCAGCGCGCUCGGCAAGCGAGUCGAAGACCUGGCCAAGUCCGUCACGGACCUGCUCGUGCGUCAGAAGCAGGUGACGGUAGGCAUGCCUCCGCACAGCGAAGAGGUGAUCACGCGGCCCCUGCCCAUCAAAGAGCUGCGCAAGAUCAUCGCGCACGCCCACAAGGGCGACCAGAGCACGGCCAUGCUCACGCAAGAACUACUUGCCUACCUGGCCAUGCUCAUCCGCGCGAGCCCGCACCUGUUCAACGGGAUGCAGCGUCUGCGCGUCGGCCUCAUCAUACAGGUGAUGGUGGGCGAGGUAGCGCGCACGAACCGUUGCCCCAUGGACGACGCAGCCGACAUCCUGCUAGGCCUGAGCCCGUUCGAGAUGCAGUCGCUGCUCCUGGACAUUGUCAGCGGCAAGGAGCGCGAGGAGGGUACAAGUAUACGCGUGGCCGCCGGCGGAACCGGCACCCCGACCCUGACGUCGCGCAGGCGCUCCGUGGCCGACGUGUUCGCGCACAGCAGCGAGUUCGAGGAGUCGUCGCUCGGCAUCGAAACGCAGGGCCUGUGGCUUCGUCGUCGAAGACUGGAUGGCACCCUGAACCGUGUGCCCUUCGGCUUCUACGCGCACGUCUGGUUUAUCCUGGAGCGCUGCCCCGGGGUCUGGGUGCGCGGAUACUGCCUGCCCCAGGGCCUCACCAAGGAGAUGACCACCGGAGAGACCAAGUUCGCUCUGCGCGUCGAGGAGAUGCUGAACAUGGUGGCGGAGCCCGAGUACCGGCAGCUGCUGGUCGAGGCUCUGAUGGUGAUCAGCCUGGCCGUGGAGAAUGACACGGUGGCCAACUUCAAGAUGCCCAUCGACGUCGAGUCCAUCGUGCAGCGCGCCAACGGGCUGUUCCUAGACGACCAACGCUCCUGCCAGGGGAACGCCACGCUCUGCUGCACGUCUCCGCGUGGCGAUAUGGCGUGCCAGAGUUCAGUGGGCAUCUGCGAGCACUUCUACGACUCGGCGCCCAGCGGCACCUACGGCACCAUGACGUACCUGAUGCGCGCGGUCGCCUACACGCUGCCCGAUGUCAACAUCUCCCUGGACUGCAUGCCCUCGUGACUCCGCCUCAGUAUCGGCUGUUCCCUAGAUUCCCACGAAUGUUGCCUUUCGCAUUAGCGCCUUUUCUU
This is a messenger RNA of Dermacentor silvarum, 3716 nucleotides long. RefSeq names its product probable phosphorylase b kinase regulatory subunit alpha. Gene Ontology annotation, cellular component: phosphorylase kinase complex. The record is from RefSeq and is a predicted model, not a curated record. Gene Ontology annotation, molecular function: calmodulin binding. NCBI's taxonomy places the organism in Eukaryota, Metazoa, Arthropoda, Arachnida, Ixodida, Ixodidae. Gene Ontology annotation, biological process: glycogen metabolic process.